UGUAAAAAUCGUAUAAGAAGUUGGCACGGCUUUCAAUACUACGCGGUUGUUAAAUAAUUUAAAAAUAAAUAAAAUAAUACUCAUACAAAAAAACUAGGUGCAAUUGUAACGACAAAAAAUAAUAACACUACAAUUUGUUUUCUAACAGUGUAAAAUUACAUUGAUACGAUUUCAAUAUUAAAUUUAAUUUUGACUCGCAGCAGAGGGUGUUAAUUAAACCUUGCUUUUAGAUUUAAAUGAAUUGAUUUAAUUUGAAAAAUUUGUAUUAAAAAAUCAAGAUCAUUAAUUCAAAAUUAUUAUACAUACUUUACUAUAAUUUCAUUUGUCAAGCCUAAAAACGCAACAGUAACGACAGACGAAACGAACAUCAUUAUUAUCCUCAUCAUUGUCGCCGUGUUCACAUUGUAAUUGAUAAAUAACGUGUGAUAAAUGUGGAUUUGACAUCAGUUUUUGUACUUUUUGUUUUGUGUUUUUUUUUGCUGUUUGCGCUUUAUUUUUUUUUUUUUUUUGUGAAUUUAAAUAAAUGAAUUAUAUUGUGUAAAUCUUUUUUUUAUUAUUAUUAAAAUUAGUUGUGGAAAUAGUUUUGCUAAGUAAAAUACAUAGUCACAUAGAAAGGUUGAAAAUUUAAAAAUUUAAUUAACUGCUGCAUUGCUGAACAAUUUUGAAGGAUUUAUUUAAAUAAACAAAGCAAUAUUGAGCUGAUCCGUUUUAAUUCUGUGCGGCUGUAUAUAUUCGAAACCUCCCUUAUGAUUUGUUGAACGAUUUGAAUUGGAAAUGAAUUACAAAUUUUAUAGUAUAGCCAGUUUAUUGGCAUUAUUAUGCCUUUCAUCGUGGGUGUUGCAAACGGCGGAAGCCUAUCAAAUCGGUUUGGGUAGAGCCGAUAUAACGGGACCACCAGUGGAAAUUAAUUUUAUGGGUUAUGCCAGCAUCAAACAAGUUGGCCGAGGCAUACACUUGAGACAAUUUGCCCGUGCUUUUGUAGUAGAAGAUGAGAAUAAUAAACGUAUCGCCUUUGUGUCGGUAGAUGCCGGUAUGAUGGGCUACGGCGUGAAGCGUGAGGUAAUUAAACGUUUGAAAGCACGAUAUGGAGAUAUUUACACCAAUGAAAACGUUGUAAUUAGUGGUACACAUACUCAUGGAGCUCCCGGUGGUUUUCUAAUGCAUCUUUUAUAUGAUAUAUCAAUUUUAGGCUUUGUGCCUCAAACUUUUGAGGCCAUGGCUAAUGGUAUAUAUUUGAGUAUUAAACGUGCCACCGAUAAUAUGGUAGAUGGCCGAAUUUAUCUUUCUCGUACUGUUAUCCUUAAUGUCAAUAUCAAUCGUUCUCCCACCUCGUAUUUACGCAACCCUGCCGAGGAACGUGCCCAAUAUGAACAUGAUGUGGAUAAAGAACUUACUCAAUUGCGUUUUGUCGAUCAGGAGAAUAAUAUAAUGGGUGUCUUCAAUUGGUAUGCUGUACAUGCUACUUCCAUGAAUAAUACCAAUAAAUUGGUAUCCAGUGAUAAUGUGGGUUAUGCUUCUUUAUUGUUAGAGAAAGAAUAUAAUGCUAAUAAGGUGCCCGGAAAGGGCAAAUUUGUGGGUGCUUUCUGUUCCUCCAAUUUGGGUGAUGUUUCGCCUAAUAUUUUGGGUCCUAAAUGUUCUCUUACCGGCAACCCUUGUGAUUUACUUACUUCUAAAUGUCCCGCAAAAGAAGGUGAAUGUUUUGCUUCGGGUCCUGGUAAGGAUAUGUUCGAGAGUACGAAAAUUAUUGGUGAACGUUUGGCCGAGGGUGCUCUGCGAUUACUUAACGAAGCUAGCGAAGAAGAUAAUAAUGGACGUGAAAUUACCGGCGAUUUAAAUUAUAUUCAUCAAUUUGUUGAUAUGCCCAAUUACAAUGGCACCACCUACAGUCCUCUAUUGCGUAAAAUUGAUAAAAUUCGUGGCUGUCAACCAGCCAUGGGUUAUAGUUUUGCUGCGGGUACUACAGAUGGUCCUGGUGCUUUUAAUUUUGAACAGGGUACCUUAACGGAAAAUGCCAUGUGGAAUUUAGUGCGUGAUUUUAUUGUACCCCCCACUCAAGAUGAUAUUUCGUGUCAUUCACCAAAACCUAUACUCUUGGCUACUGGAAGGGCCACAUUCCCCUAUGAAUGGCAACCGAAAAUUGUACCCACACAAAUAGUACAAAUUGGUGAUUUGAUUAUUACCGCCGUGCCUGGAGAGUUUACCACCAUGGCUGGCAGACGUUUGCGUAAUAAAGUGAGAGCUGUAGCAGCAGCUACUGGUGGCAAAGAUGUUGAUGUUAUAUUGGCAGGUUUAUCAAAUCUCUACUCUAGUUAUAUCACCACUCCGGAAGAAUAUCAAGCUCAACGUUAUGAAGCCGCCUCAACAAUUUUCGGACCCAAUACUCAUACUAUAUAUAUGGAUGUAUUUGAACGUUUAACUAAGGCCAUGUUAAGAGGGGAAAUUGUAGACCCUGGUCCAAAUCCUCCUUACAUGAAUGAUCGUAUGUUGUCCAUGAAUACAGGUGUUAUAUUCGAUGGCCAUCCUCUGGACAAAGAUUUCGGUUAUGUCAAGAAACAACCCAAAAAGCAAUAUAAAAUUAAUGAUACGGUCGAGGUUACUUUCGUUUCGGGCAAUCCACGUAAUAAUCUAUUCCAUGAGAAAACAUAUCUUGCGGUAGAACGUAAAAUCAAUGAGGAGAGAUGGAAAGUUGUGCACACCGAUGCCAGUUGGGACACUAAAUUUAUAUGGGAACGUACACAUUUGAUUUUGGGUUUCAGUGAUGUUCACAUACACUGGUCCAUUGGACCCAAUACAUUACCCGGUGAAUAUCGUAUACGUCACUUUGGCAAUUACAAAUACAUUUUAGGUGGUAUUUUUCCCUACGAAGGCCAAACACAUUCCUUUACGGUUAUAGAAGACUAAAGUACCAAAAAGUAUUUUACGCAAAAUAGUGUUAUAAUCGAGUCAUCCCUCUCUCUAGAGGAUCUAGUGUUGUUUCUGCUGUUUGGUCUAGUCACAGACUGUAUGCUUCAGGGUGUAAAUAUAAAAAAAAAA
Messenger RNA from Lucilia sericata (common green bottle fly), 3033 nucleotides. It is a transcript of the gene CDase, whose product is annotated as neutral ceramidase. The coding region runs from base 775 to 2901 and encodes 708 amino acids. NCBI's taxonomy places the organism in Eukaryota, Metazoa, Arthropoda, Insecta, Diptera, Calliphoridae. Gene Ontology annotation, cellular component: extracellular region. The transcript has 10 exons. The record is from RefSeq and is a predicted model, not a curated record. Gene Ontology annotation, molecular function: N-acylsphingosine amidohydrolase activity. Gene Ontology annotation, biological process: ceramide catabolic process; long-chain fatty acid biosynthetic process; sphingosine biosynthetic process.